Molecule: messenger RNA, 2290 nt
Organism: Rhipicephalus sanguineus (brown dog tick)
Lineage: Eukaryota; Metazoa; Arthropoda; Arachnida; Ixodida; Ixodidae
Product: cytochrome P450 3A30
Exons: 5
Coding region: 28-1665 (545 amino acids)
Molecular function (GO): steroid hydroxylase activity; iron ion binding; oxidoreductase activity, acting on paired donors, with incorporation or reduction of molecular oxygen
Source: RefSeq, a predicted model, not a curated record
GAAGGGUCCAGCAGUUGAUCGCUGUGCAUGCAGAUCGUACGGUUGUUUGCGUUUCUGAGCGUGGAGUUGGACGUUUCGGUAGCUCACGUCACAGCGAUGUAUCUUUCGUGGAGCACUGGUGGGCUGCUGGUGGCCCUGGUCGUCAUGACCGUCGUUGCUUGGCUUCAGCGCAGACGCCAGCAGAUGGGUUUGUUCAAACGGUAUGGUAUACCUGGGCCUGAACCAAGCAGCGUCAUCUUUGGAAACUGGAAAGAGUUCCGGAGGGACCCUCUAGAGGUAGUAACAGAAUGGAUACGAAAGUAUGGGAAGUUCUUCCGGUUCUACGUCGGUGAAAUGCCGUACAUCGUACUGGCGGACUUGGAUAUGGUCAAGCAGUGCUGUGUCGCAGAAGGGCACGUUUUCCGGGAUAGAAUGCCAAUGGUACUGGAAGUGGAAACCUUCAAUACUAGUUUGGUGGGACUCAAAGGUGAUAAAUGGAAGAAAGUACGCAGCGUCAUGAACCCAAGUUUCUCAGCCGUCAAGAUUAAAGUGAUUUCCAAGAUCAUGAAUGACUGCGUGGACAUCAUGCUGGCGAAACUGGACGAGCGGCUGUGCAGCAACGAGACAGCUGUAGAUGUGUCGGUGAUGGCUCAAGGGCUAACAAUGGAUGCCAUCGCUAAGUCGGUUCUGGCUUGGGAGCCUGAUUCCCAGCGGAACCCAGAUGACCCCUUCGUGAGCAGCUUGAGGAAGACGCUGACCGAGGCGGACACGCUCAUUCUCAACAUUGCCAUCGCCUUUCCGCCCUUCCGAACUCUGGUCCGCUGGGUCUUUCCUUACGUCACGUACGGCAAGGUUUUCGCACUUAUUUCAAGACGAUUACACGACGUGAUACGCGCUCGACGAGCGGAGCCUAAUGUACGGCAUUUCGACAUGCUGCAGCUGAUGCUGGACGAACAAGCGAAGAACAAUCGCCGCGAGAGCCAUGGCGACAAAGGCCGCGGCAACUGCGCGGAAAAUGGAGAGGCCUGUGACUUCACCAUCACGGACGAGCACAUUGUUUCCAAUUGCUUCAUCUCGCUGGCCGCGGGCUUCGAGACGACGGCCUGCACGUUAGCGCUCGUCUUAAACGAACUGGCACGCGCACCGCAGGAGCAGGAGAAGCUGUACGUCGAGCUCUCCUCCGCGUUUCCGGGGGGCGUCGAGCGACACGUCGGUUACGACGAGCUCCAGAGCCUAAAAAGGAUGGACAUGGUGGUGAGCGAAGCGUUGCGCAAAAACCCACCGCUCGUACUCUUCACGACGAGAAUGUGCAAUGAAGAAAUAACGGUCUUGGGUCACACGAUACCCGCCGGAUCGCGCCUCGUAGUCCCCAAGUGGAGCAUCCACCGUGAUCCGGAACUCUGGCCGGAACCUGAAAAGUUCGACCCGGAGAGAUUUAACCCGGACAACGAAUGCGAGCGGCACCCGGCGUCAUACAUUCCGUUCGGCAUCGGGCCCCGCCAGUGCAUGGGCAGAAAGUUCGCUCUGCUGGAACUUAAAACUGCGCUGUGCAAGUUGAUCCUCAAGUACGAAUUCUCAUUGUGCCCAGGCAACGAGGAGGGCGUAAAGCUGAAAGUUCCUCUGAUAACAAUAUGUCCUACUAAGAACGUAGUGCUGAACGUGAAAUUGAGGAAUCGUGUUGCUUGAAAAGUUCCAAUGAUUGCUUAAUGAGACCCUGCAGCAUAUUUCGAACAUGGUGAGAAAACGUUACCAACCGGUGGUCAAGGGUCGAGGCUCCCCUGAACUUCUGAGCAAAAUAUUAUAGCACAGUACGCGGCAUGGAAGUUCUAAUUCCGUUUCAAGGACGGCUAGAAAUCGUUCACUCGUGGCAAAUUCCAUAAAAUGGCCCGGCUACGGCGUAGGCGGACAGCCUCCCACUGCCAUUGGCGGAUUGAGCGUGCGUGUGCUGUACAGGCAUUGCGGCCGCCUUGGGGUGCCGCUGUAUACCCUCACCGCGGUCUCGUACGGGGCUAAAAUCACACACUAUAAAAUUGAACGCGUUGAAACAGAAAAAGAAGCGCUCAACAUUAUGACGCGCGCUGAUGUGACUUCUUGUUCCUCCUAAUCGUCUAGCCCCUCCCCAUUCCCCCUACUAAAGCCAUCUUUGAGCGCGCUGGUUGAAACGAAAGGAGAGAGACAGCGCUUAAAUUGUGAGAUAAACCAUUGUAACUCCGCUCCUGCUUUGCGGACUCAAGAAUGUUUGCGGAAAAUCAACUCGUGACACAAUAAACUCUCAUAGUAAUGUCAUUCGAUGGACUACUCGGAAAAGUGU